This is a messenger RNA of Labrus bergylta (ballan wrasse), 1043 nucleotides long. NCBI's taxonomy places the organism in Eukaryota, Metazoa, Chordata, Actinopteri, Labriformes, Labridae. The record is from RefSeq and is a predicted model, not a curated record.
UCCGUCCACAGCAAUACAAGAUACCACAUCACAGCUUCAUUCCACCACUGCUGCACCAACAACAACCAUGCAGAAUACCACAGCUACCAGUACAACACUCAGUCCAACUACUGUUCCUUCAACAAUAACCACUCGAACUACAGCUAGCACUACACCGUCUACAACACAAGCUACAACCAAUACUCCGUCCACAGCAAUACAAGAUACCACAUCACAGCUUCAUUCCACCACUGCUGCACCAACAACAACCAUGCAGAAUACCACAGCUACCAGUACAACACUCAGUCCAACUACUGUUCCUUCAACAAUAACCACUCAAACUACAGCUAGCACUACACCAUCUACAACACAAGCUACAACCAAUACUCCGUCCACAGCAAUACAAGAUACCACAUCACAGCUUCAUUCCACCACUGCUGCACCAACAACAACCAUGCAGAAUACCACUACUACUACCACAGCUACCAGUACAACACUCAGUCCAACUACUGUUCCUUCAUCAACCAGUAAAAUUGCAAGUCCACCACCAGAUACUACAACUGAGGGAAUAACAACCUUGCCGACAAGCACAACCAAAGACUCAAACCAAAUUGUUGCAGUUUGGAGAAUGAAGAUUUCCUCAUCAUCUCCACUGUCUGAUGAACACAUCAGGAACACUGUCAUCCAACAGAUCAAAGAUGAACUGGUGAGUCGAGGGAUGCCAUCAGACAUCACUUUACGUCUUUUGAGCAGUGUGAGACUGGAGCCUACAUCAGCGCCCCCUGCUGACAUAACCUGAAAAAUGUAUUUUCUGCCACCUUUCAAAUUGAAAACUGAAGGAUAAAUACUUUUUUUUUCAAACCAAGGGGAAAUUUUACUUUUAUCACUCAUUUGUUGAGACACUUACAGGCCAAAAUACACACUCAUAAACAAACAGGAUCAUAUGGACAUGUAUUGAUGGAGAUAUGUCAGAUUGAGGAGUUGCACACAAAAGGGUGUUCAAGGAGUUAGUGAUGCCUUGCUCAGUGGUACUUUUAGCAGUGCCCAGCUAGUCAACUUGCAUA